Gopherus evgoodei (Goodes thornscrub tortoise) is the source of this 1035-nucleotide messenger RNA. Its product is annotated as cytosolic phospholipase A2 gamma-like. Gene Ontology annotation, biological process: glycerophospholipid catabolic process. Gene Ontology annotation, molecular function: calcium-dependent phospholipid binding; calcium ion binding. Lineage: Eukaryota; Metazoa; Chordata; Testudines; Testudinidae. Gene Ontology annotation, cellular component: nuclear envelope; cytosol; nucleoplasm. The record is from RefSeq and is a predicted model, not a curated record.
AUGAAUCAUCCCUCUACUGAUGAUCAAUCCAUGAGAGACCCACCAGACCCCAACACUAUUGUUAAGACUGGUGAAGGUAAAAUCAGAAUUUCCCAUGAACUCUCAGAAGGAAAAUUAGGAAGAAGUAAGAGAAAGGUGAGGGUGAAGAAAUGCCUGGAUAGUCUUGGGAUUCCCUGUAAUCUGGAUGAUGUGCCCAAUAUUGCCAUCCUAGGAGCUGGGGGAGGUCUGCGAGCCAUGAUCGCCCAUCAUGGAACCCUGCAGGAGCUACAAAAACAUAGUCUCUUGGACACCAUCAUGUACUUAUGUGGGGUCUCAGGUUCAACUUGGUGUAUGUCAUAUCUCUACAAAAAUGGGGACUGGACAGAGAAAUUGCAGGCCUUGGAGGAAAGUAUGUGUGCUAGACUCUCCAAAUACACCUGGAGUGUCCCAAAGGCAACAAAAAUGCUUCUUGAGGCAGCUAAAGAUGAAAAUUACUCCCUGACUGACUUCUGGGCCUACACUGUGGUCUAUGGAAUGUUACAUGAGCUGGACAAGGGACAGUUGUCUGAGCUGCAGAGUGCUUCUGAGAAUGGAAAUAACCCCUACCCUAUCUAUGCAGCAGUGGAUGAACAAAGUUUUUCCAAAGCAACUGCAACCUGGUUUGAGUACCCCCAUGAAGCCAGCUUCCUUGCUUAUGCAGCAAGUGUACCCAUGGAAUACUUCAGAAGUGAAUACAAGAAUGGAGAGCUAAAGAAGCAGAAAGCAGAGAAAAACAUGAGUUACCUAAAAGGUUUGUGGGGAAGUGCCAUUGGCAGCAAAACAGAAAAUGAAAAAGUCAUAAAAGAUAUAUUCUUUGGCUUCUUUAAGGGAGAAAAAGAAUCAUAUUCACCAUCUAAAGAAAGUUGUCCGCAAGGAAUAGUCAAGGGAUUUCCAGUACCCACCACUGAACCUGAAGCUGGUGAUAUGGAAGGCUUAUUGCACAGUGAGCCAGCAGGAGCUUCAUCUGGAGGGUUUUCACCAGGUGAUUGCAUUAUUGUCAAUGAGAGUGUGCAGUGA